This is a messenger RNA of Acaulospora colombiana, 1878 nucleotides long. NCBI's taxonomy places the organism in Eukaryota, Fungi, Glomeromycota, Glomeromycetes, Diversisporales, Acaulosporaceae. The record is from the annotation of a GenBank genome assembly.
AUGAAUCACUCUCCAAAAUCUACUAGAAGCUUAUCGUCUGAGUCUUCAACGGACUCGAUCGUCUCGUCCGCACUCAAGACACCCAUCGACGUGCAAGAGGAGAUGGCUGCCCUCGUCGACCCUUCCUUCCCCCUCCCUGCCAAAUUCAGGUCUCACCCUCACUCGGGUCAGAUGAUGUCCAACGUACUCGCUUCACGUCUGGAAUCCCUUCCAAAGCGCGCGACCACUGUACCGACGGCUAUCGCUUCCUCCUCUUGCUCAAUUAAGAGCAAAACCCUCGACCCACGAUCCCCACCGUGUACGACAAACUCGACGACAAACGCCACUAGCACAAGACUCGGCCGACUGAGGAGUGAGAGUAUUUCAUCCGUGGCGUCCAAUGGCUCUCAAUCGUCUGCCCUCCUUCGCGCCACCCUGCUCAUGGCCUCCCCUUCUCUCCGCAAUUCUUAUCACCAUCAUCACCAUUCCGAUUCUCAACACUCUCGCGCUCGAUCACACUCGGAAUCCCAAUCCAAAUCGAAUCCUCAACCCCACUCUCGGGCGCAAUCCGUUGGGCACCAGCUACCGCAACAGCAAACCCAACUGUAUAUGCGUUCAAUACUCAAUACAAGCAGGAACAGGAAGAAUAACGUCAGCGUAAAUGGAAAGGAAUCCCACCCUCCGGCGUCCGCGUCCGGGCCCACCUCUAGUCUGCUGACCCCUCGUACCUCCAUCUCCUCAUUCGCGUCCACAUCGCUCUCCAGUCCGAAUUCCCAGUCUUCACGUAAUGAUUCCACUCGCCGAGGCAGCCAUAGCUCUUCUGUCGACCGAAAAAGCAUCACGAGCAAUCUCUCCACUGGCAGUCGAAACUUGUCGACCGAACUCGUAGGAGCACUCGUCGCGGCCGAGGCAACCACUGCGGUUUCGACGCAGACGUCCUCUUCUCUAGCGCAGUUUGCACCCACAUCAGGUGCGAAAACGAGCCUGCUUCAGUUUGGCGUACAGAGGCACGAACGUGCGUCGACGUCAGCGGAGGGCUUGUUGUCUAUUAGCACCGGUCGUCAUAACGUUGUCGUCACGCCUUUUGCCCAGCCGGUGGACGCGAGAAGAAGUCGCAGUCGAGGUAAUGGUGGCCGUCAGCGUCUGUCCUCUGCGUCAUCAUCGACGGGCCUCGUCCACGAACGGCAAGAGCAGGAGGUAGACGAACAAAGGCCUCAAUUUGGUCUACGCUAUGUUACCGGAUGGUUUGGUAAACAAAGGGAUCUCCCGUCCAUCUCCAGGGGAUUAGAACCCGAUACGAACAUGGACGAUUCGGCGUUUGGAGGCAUCCAGGUCACCAGAAAACAUCAUUUUCGUUCUGCUACCGAAAGUAUAGCGAGCUCGAUUGCGGGAAAGAGGGAGAGUGGACUUGGGUUUACGUCUAGGCACUUGCGGACUGGGUCGAACGCCAUCGAAGAGGGUGCUUUGGCAGCAACGCCGCGGCCCACCUUUCCCAUUGACUCUCACACUCCCAAACAACUCUCUUCCCCUCAAUCCAAGGAAAAGGAAGCCCAACAAGCUGAUGCGCCCCGUAUUUCUGCGUUGGACAAGGGCAAGGGAAGAGCCCGACCGCUCUCGCCCACGUUGACCCGCCAUGCCUCAUCACCCCCAGGAGACUCGAGAUUGCGCCCAGAUCCUGCUUCUCUUCUCUCUGUACCCAAACCAGCAAGCCCUCCUUCCAAACGGAACGGGGGGGACUUGCCAACGUUGGCAGCAAUCGAGUCCGGGUCGCGUUUGAUGCGCCAAAAGAUUGUGUGCGCGACCUGCGGAGAGACUGGUCCCGAUUUCCCGAGGCCUGUAAUUCAAGAAGCCAAAAAUGUAGGGAAAAUUCCUGUGGUGAUUAAGGUUAAACUCGAGUCU